UCAAUGGGGCUUUAGCACUAAGGGGUUACACGUUAAAAAUAAAAUAUAUUUUCACCCCAAACCCCAUUUAGUGUUUAGGUUUCGUGCAUUUAGAUAGUCAGACAUAGGUAACUCAUUAAGGAAAGUCUCCGGGAGAGAGGCAGCGACGUCUCCAGAGGCGUGCCUUUUUGUCUGUCGCCUGGCAGAAGGUUCAGUCGGGUCCCUCUCGUCGGCUGGUUUUCUGUGAGAGGAUAACUUCCACCAUAUCCUACAUUUACAGCUCAACCAAGCGGGCAAACUACUGCAACACUAUGGAUACUGGAGAUUGUCCCUUCCGGAAGAAACGGAGACCAUGGCGCAUGGACUUCUCAUCCUUUGCCUUGGUAACCGUGGUGCUCGUCGUAUGCCAAACGACCGUGGCUCGUGCAGACCCAGUGGAUGUGUUGCGGGCUCUGCAGGUUCCCUCUCUCCCUGAGGGCGUGAAGAAAGUCCCCGGCUUCUGCGCGUCCCGCCGCUCCGGCACCCCCGACCAUGCUUACCGCAUCAGCAAGAAGGCCCAGAUCUCUGCCCCCACCAAGCAGCUCUUCUCAGGUCGAUUCCCGGAGAACUUCUCCAUCAUGGCCCUGGUUAAGGCCCAGUCUGGUCUCCAGGCCUUCCUCCUCUCCAUCUACAGUGAGCAGGGCAUCCAGCAGCUGGGUAUUGAAAUGGGACGCUCCCCUGUUUUCCUGUACGAGGACCAGAAUGGCAAGCCAGCUCCUGAGGACUACCCGCUGUUCAGAGGCGUCAACCUGGCUGAUGGCAAGUGGCAUCGCAUCGCUAUCUCUGUUUCCAAGAAAAAUGUGACACUGCUGCUGGACUGCAAGAAGAAGAUGACCCGCCCCCUUCCCCGCGGCAACCAUGCAGAGGUGGACACCAACGGCAUCACAGUGUUCGGAGCCCGCCUGCUCGAUGAGGAGGUUUUCCAGGGAGAUAUCCAGCAACUGCUGAUCGCCUCCAACCCCCAGGCUGCCUAUGACUACUGUGAGCACUACAGCCCUGACUGUGACUCCCCGAUCCCCAAGACCCAGGCUCAGGACCCCAACACAUACAAGAAGGUGAUCAAUGGAGAAUCCGUCCCCACUAAAUCCACUCCUGUCAAACCAAAACCAGCUCCUGCUAAGCCAGCCAAGACUGUUCCAUCCAAACUUGUCGUCAAGUUGCCUAUGCCUGCCAAAGCUCCCAAGACUGUUGCAGCCAAGGCAACCAAAGCUAAGCCCUCCGCAGUAGAGAUCCUCUUGUCUAAGAUAAAACCAACAGCAGCAGCUAAAUCUAAGCCCGUAGCUGCUCCAGCUAAGAAUGGCAAACCAACAGUGGAAAAGAAAGCCAAUGGUGCAGCUAAAGCCAAUGGCAAUGGAAAAGCAGCUGUAACAAAAACUAAUGGCAAUGGUAAAGCUACAGCUGAUGCCAAGCCAGCAGCUCAGGCCAAGGUGAAUGGGAAUGGCAAUGGCAAGGUUGUAGCUGAGAAGAAAGUCAAUGGUAAUGCAAAUGCAAAAUCUUCAUCAGAAAAGAAAGUCAAUGGAAAUGGAAAAGCCACUGUUGUGUCUAAUACUAAUGGAAACGGCAAUGGCAAAGCUACAGCAGAGAAGAAAGCCAAUGGAAAUGGCAAAACUACUAUUGAGGUUAAAGAGGUUAAAGUCAAAAUUAAUGGCAAAACUGAGAGUAAAGUCAGCGGUGAGGCUAAAGCCAAGGCCAAUGGCAAAGUUACUACUGUUGUAGAAAAGAAAGCUGUUGGUAAUGGUGCUGCAAAUCAGGCAAAAAUUGAAACCACUACUAAAGUAAAGACUGAAAAAGUUGUCAAAGUAGAAAAGACCGAAAAGACUGUGGUCAUUGCACCUAAAACAGGCGCCAAAGUAGAAAAGACAGAAAAGACUGUGGUCAUUGCACCUAAAACAGGCGCCAAAGUAGAAAAGACAGAAAAGACUGUGGUCAUUGCACCUAAAACAGGCGCCAAAGUAGAAAAGACAGAAAAGACUGUGGUCAUUGCACCUAAAACAGGCGCCAAAGUAGAAAAGACAGAAAAGACUGUGGUCAUUGCACCUAAAACAGGCGCCAAAGUAGAAAAGACUGUGGUCAUUGCACCUAAAACAGACACCAAAGUAGAAAAGACCGAAAAGACUGUGGUCAUUGCACCUAAAACAGGCGUCAAAGUAGAAAAGACCGAAAAGACCGUGGUCAUUGCACCUAAAACAGACGCCAAAGUAGAAGCUACUAAGGCACCUAAACCGACAAAAGCAGCAAAACCUGAUCCUACAAAAGCACCAAAACCUGAACCUACAAAAACAGUGAAGCCUGUGGCCACCAAAGCUCCAGCUGUGAAACCUCCAGUAAAGGAAGUCAAAGAGGUCACCAAAGUGAAAACUGUUGUCACCAAAGUCGCUCUGGUCAAAACAAGCGUCAGCAAAGUUUUGAAGAAUGUGAUCGAAAAGAUUACCAUCCAGAAGAAAGUUGCUUCAACAUCUGCCCCUGUCCAGCCCACUCCACCCAGACCUACAAAACCGAAGGUGGCGGUGGACAAUAAUGUCAAGUCCCUGCACAAACCAUUCCCACCGUUUGGCAAGACUAUGCUGGGUGGAACUUCAGUCCCAGCGAAGAAAAAUACCAACGGUUAUCAACAGGAUGUAGAUACUGAAUAUUCCGAGGCUGGCCACACCCCUACAGAGACUGAUUAUUACUAUGAGGAGACGGUGCCAGAGGGUGAGGUGAUUGGAGAGGAAGAAAUCCCUGUACAGCCCCAGGUGGAGACCACGUUGCUGGGAGAGGAGGUAGAUGCCACCAAGGCCGGCGGGGUGCUGGAGGAGCCCUUCACUGAGGAGUAUGUGACUGGGGACUUGGGCCUUAAGGAAUACGACUAUUCCUACAGGGACUACAAUGAGCCAAUACAGGAGAAUGGAGAUGCCAACAUGGGCCCCGCCCUGUCCGCUGUGACAGAUGAGGGAGGCGCCGCCGUCAGAGGACAAAAAGGAGAACAAGGAGACCCUGCUGUCUUGGAGCCUGGUAUGCUAAUUGAAGGACCUCCCGGACCUGAGGGAGCUGCUGGUCCUACAGGCCCACCCGGCUCUUCUGGACCUCCUGGCUCUUUCGGUGACCCCGGCGAGAGGGGCACUUCUGGUAAGGCUGGGAUGCCUGGAUCUGACGGAGUCCCUGGACCUCCUGGAACAUCUGUCAUGCUGCCUUUCCGUUUCGGUCAGAGUGGAGGAGAGAAGGGUCCAUCCGUUUCUGCACAGGAAGCCCAGGCAGCAGCCAUCUUGUCUCAAGCCAGGAUGGCUCUGAAAGGACCUCCUGGACCAAUGGGAUACACUGGACGCCCUGGACCUUUGGGAAACCCAGGAAGUAAUGGUCUGAAGGGAGAAGGUGGAGACCCCGGUCCUCAGGGCCCCAGGGGACCCCAGGGUAUGAUGGGACCUCAAGGCAAAUCUGGCAGAAGAGGCCGUGCUGGAGCUGAUGGAGCCAGGGGAAUGCCAGGAGAGUCUGGAACAAAGGGAGACCGUGGUUUUGAUGGCCUUCCUGGUUUGCCCGGGGACAAAGGACACAGGGGUGACACAGGAUCAUUGGGGCCCGCAGGACUUCAAGGAGAGGACGGAGAGAGGGGAGACGACGGAGACAUUGGACCAAGGGGUCUCCAGGGUGAAUCAGGACCUCGUGGUUUGCUCGGACCCAAAGGUCCCCCUGGGAUCUCCGGACCUCCUGGUGUGCGUGGAAAUGACGGGCCUCACGGUCCCAAAGGAAACUUGGGUCCCCAAGGAGAGCCAGGACCUCCAGGUCAGCAGGGAACCGGAGGAACUCAGGGAAUGCCCGGACCUCAGGGAGCCCUCGGACCUCCAGGAGAGAAAGGACCCACAGGAAAACCAGGUCUUCCAGGAAUGCCCGGAGCUGACGGUCCUCCUGGUCACCCAGGAAAGGAGGGGCCUUCUGGCACCAAAGGAAACCAGGGUCCCAACGGUCCCCAGGGAGCUAUCGGCUAUCCUGGCCCUCGUGGCAUCAAGGGAGGUCAAGGAAUCCGUGGACUGAAGGGCCACUGGGGAGAGAAGGGUGAAGAUGGUUUCCCUGGAAUUAAGGGAGAUUUCGGUGCCAAGGGAGAGAGGGGUGAGCUUGGAGUGUCAGGGCCCAGAGGAGAGGAUGGUCCUGAGGGGCCAAAGGGUCGCGUCGGGCCCCCUGGCGAGCUCGGACCACUUGGAUUGGUUGGAGAGAAGGGUAAACUUGGUGUACCUGGACUUCCUGGAUAUCCCGGAAGACAAGGACCCAAGGGAUCUCUUGGAUUCCCAGGAUUCCCCGGCUCAAACGGCGAGAAGGGAACAAGGGGUCUUGCUGGCAAAUCAGGGCCAAGAGGACAAAGAGGACCAACGGGCUCCAGAGGGCAGAGAGGACCGAGGGGCGCCACUGGGAAAGGAGGAGCAAAGGGAACGUCAGGAAGUGAUGGCCCUCCUGGUGGUUCUGGAGAGAGGGGAUUGCCUGGACCUCAGGGAGCCAAUGGUUUCCCUGGACCAAAGGGACCUCCUGGACCCCCAGGAAAGGACGGGCUGCCUGGACACCCUGGGCAGAGAGGAGAAGUUGGUUUCCAAGGUAAAGUGGGUCCACCUGGGCCUCCUGGAGUCGUUGGACCUCAGGGUCCAUCAGGAGAGACCGGCUCCCUGGGCGAGCGCGGCCACUCUGGACCCCCAGGUCCACCUGGAGAGCAGGGACUUUCUGGUCCCUCAGGCAAAGAGGGCACCAAGGGAGACCCUGGACCCACCGGAGGCCUCGGUAAAGACGGUCCCGCAGGACUGAGAGGUUUCCCCGGAGAGAGAGGACUGCCUGGAACCCCUGGAGGUGGAGGACUGAAGGGAAGCGAAGGACCUGCCGGACCCCCUGGACCUGCUGGGUCUCCUGGUGAGAGGGGACUAGCUGGCACUUCUGGACCUGUUGGACCUCCUGGCAGACCAGGUCCCCAGGGGCCUCCUGGAAGCUCUGGAGAGAAGGGAGUUACUGGUGAGAAAGGCCCUAUUGGCCCGGCCGGUCGUGAUGGAGUGCAGGGUCCCGUGGGUCUGCCCGGCCCUGCUGGAUCACCUGGAGUAUCUGGAGAGGACGGAGACAAGGGAGAGGUUGGAGAGCAUGGACAGAAGGGCGGCAAGGGGGGCAAAGGAGAGCAUGGUCCUCCUGGUCCACCCGGGCCAAUGGGUCCUGUCGGUCAGCCUGGUCCUGCUGGUGCUGAUGGUGAGCUCGGAGCAAGAGGCCAGCAGGGGCCGUUUGGAGCUAAAGGAGACGAAGGAACCAGAGGAUUCCCAGGGGCCCCAGGUCCCAUCGGACUUCAGGGCUUGCCAGGACCACCAGGUGAGAAGGGAGAGACGGGAGAUGUUGGACCUCUGGGUCCUCCAGGCCCUCCAGGACCCCGUGGCCCUGCUGGACCCAGCGGUGCUGACGGUCCUCAAGGUCCUCCUGGUGGUUUGGGUAAUCCUGGACCUCUUGGAGAGAAGGGAGAGGCUGGUGAGGGCGGACCACCUGGAAUUGGAGGAGAGCCCGGAAAGAAGGGUCCCCGUGGAGAGCGUGGAGAAAAGGGAGAGUCCGGACAACCUGGAACAUCUGGACCUGCCGGAGGACGAGGACGAGCCGGAGAUGACGGGCCCAAAGGAAACCCCGGUCCUGUUGGUUUCCCUGGUGAUCCUGGUCCCGCUGGUGAGCUUGGACCCAGAGGUCAAGAUGGUGCCAAGGGAGAGAGAGGAGAAGAUGGUGAACAAGGAGAAUCUGGCUCCCCUGGACCUUCUGGUGAGAACGGACCCCCCGGCCCCCUGGGAAAGAGGGGUCUUGCUGGAACAAGAGGACCAGAGGGACGUCACGGAGAGAAGGGAACUAAGGGAGACUCAGGUGCUGUCGGGGCCCCAGGAAAAACUGGCCCCGUCGGCCCUCAGGGUCAACCAGGAAAACCAGGAACAGAAGGUCUCAGAGGACUCCCCGGAUCAGUGGGUGAGCAAGGAACUCCAGGACUUGCUGGACAGAAAGGACCAGCUGGACCUCUUGGACCUCCCGGUUUGCCUGGCCUUCGUGGAGACCCCGGUGGCAAGGGAGAGAAGGGACACCCAGGUCUUAUUGGUCUCAUUGGACCCUCAGGAGAGCAGGGAGAGAAAGGAGACAGAGGUCUUCCUGGGCCUCAUGGAUCUCUCGGAUCUAAAGGAGAAAAUGGAAUGGCUGGAGCCUCCGGACCCUUCGGCCCUGCUGGUCCUCCUGGUCUGCCUGGUCCUCAAGGUGUCAAAGGCGCCAAGGGUUCUUCUGGAGGAUCUGGUGCAAAGGGAGAAAAGGGUGUACAAGGACCUGCUGGAGCCCCUGGCCCACCAGGAGAGGUCAUUCAGCCCCUGCCCAUCCAGAGGAGUCCCAAGUCCAAGCGCUCCAUCGACGCCAGCCAGAUGCUCUCUGAAACCGACUCAGAAAUGCCUGCAUCUGACGCCACUGGCGCUGAGUUCCUGAUGGGCAGCGAAGGCAUGGAGGAGAUCUUCGGCUCUCUCAACUCACUGCGACAGGAGAUCGAGACCAUGCGUUUCCCUCUGGGCACCCAGGACAGCCCCGCCCGCACCUGCCAAGACCUGCACCUCAGCCAGCCAGACCUCAAAGACGGAGAGUACUGGAUUGACCCUAACCAGGGCUGUUCCAGAGACUCCCUCAAGGUCUUCUGUAAUUUCACCAGCGGAGCAGAGACGUGCCUGUACCCGAGCACGAGCAUCAACUCGGUGAAGAUGAGCUCCUGGGACAAUGAGACUCCAGGAUCCUGGUACAGUCAGUUCACCACUGGUAGUAAGUUCUCCUACGUGGACUCUGCUGGUGAGCCGGUGGGCGUGGUCCAGCUUGGCUUCCUGCGUCUCCUGAGCGUUCAGGCCCGCCAGAACCUCACCUACCACUGCCACCGCUCAGUGGCCUGGGCCGACCGCAGCGCCAAGAACAACCACAACCGGGCGCUGCACCUCCAGGGGGCCAACGACGAGAGGCUGAGCUACGAGACCAGCCCCUACAUCAAGGCCCUGGUCGAUGGCUGCUCUUAUCGUAAGGGCUUCGACAGGACAGUCCUGGAGAUCAACACGCCCCAGGUGGAGCAUCUCCCUCUGCUGGAUAUCAAGGUGUCAGACUUUGGGGAGAGCAACCAGCAGUUUGGCUUUGAAGUGGGACCUGUCUGUUUCCAAGGCUAAAAACACACACAUACACACAUCAUGCAAAGAACAACACGUGCAAAUACUCACGCACACACACAUGCACUUAGAGACACACUUAUAUAUAAGAAACAUACAUGCCCAGUAAUUUGUAAAUUCACUUGUAAAUGAUAUGAAACACACACACAAACCCACAGACACACACACUUACACACAUGCUGUUGUGAGACAAACACGCCCUCACACUCACGUACGUGCCUGGGGAAAGCAACAUCCUCCCGACAAAUAAUGGACGUAAAAAAAAAGUAAAGAGGAGAGAAGAAGAAACAAACUCGCGGAGAGGAGACCAUCGUUCGGGGCGCACGGCCGCGAGAAAGGAAGAAAAAACCAGGAGAGUUCUUCGGAAUAAAACAGUGUUUUCUUUACCAGCAGCGACAGGGGCCGGCCUGAGAAAGAGGGCAAGCCGGUAGCCUAAGGCCUGAAGCCCCCCGUCUCCGACCACCUCUCACUCUUCUCUCUUCCCCGCUGUCUCUCUUUUUUCCCACUCAUCUCACCUGCUCUACCUCCCCCCCUCCUCUUCCCGAAAAAGGGUCACUCUUGGACAUUAUUUAAAUUUCUUUGAUUCCGCGUUCCCACUGCGAGCAAUGUGUUUGACAGUCACUCCUUUAACAAUAGGUGCAAGACGCUCCUAUGUAGCUGUCUGCAUCUACGCUGUUUCAGCAUCGUGGUUUUGGUUCACUGCUUCGGCCUUUGAUCCUUUAGUCAUUCGUAUAGAAAGUUGCUCAGGAUUUAAAGUUUUGAAUCAACUUUUCAUCACUUGCCAUUUAGCCUUUUGACUCAUGAAGCAAAUUCUAAACCAAUGAAAAGAGUAGAAACCAAACUCUGUCUGUUCAAUCACAGCCAGUGGUCGCAAAAGUUCAUCAGCGGCUCAGAUCAAUCUUUCUUCCUAAGGUCUAACUCAUCUGGUUGUCUUAUUGUGAAAUCCAGUGACUUGUCAAUCAUGUUGCUCACAAUGAAAACACAAUGAUCUCCCUAGCUUUUAUCUACACAGAAAAGAACCAAAGAAUUAAAGCCACCAGUUUCUACCCAGAAAAAAGGAGAGAAUUAACCAAAUGAUACCAGCUGGCUGUUUUUUGUGUAUUUUAAGCUGCCACUUGUCUAUUGUAAUAUUCUUUUAAUGAACACCUCGCAGUUUUAAUAAUCAAAUGUGAUUCAGGCCAAUAUAAUGCAAUCUUUCCGCCCUGAGAGCAGCAGAAACUUUAGUUGGAUGGUUCACCUCUAAUAAAGCAUGCAGUGAGGCAAGACAGAAGAUCCUAGAUCAGUGAAUAAAGCCAUUAUUUUGUAAACUGUGCUGAACUUGACACUAUAGUAAUUGCAUGUUACUUGUGCUUUUCAAAAAGAGCUGAUUCUUCUUCAGAUCCAGGAUCAGGCUACCAGGGUCGCUACCACACACCAGUCCAGUAUUUGCUGAGUCACUUUCUGGGUCCUUUGAAUAUUGUUUUCCAUCUGAUUUCUCAUCACAGCUCAGAACAUCGUCAGGGUUUAAAUAUGUAUAUGAGAUGAAAAGGUCCCGCCUUCUUUUUCUUAAACAGCAGUGAAUAAAAUGCAUGCCUUACUGAAAGAAACUGUGUGGCAAGGUGUUACUUAUACCAAAGCAUAAAAGUCUUAAUAUUCACUUUGAGUCCUUCAUUUUUCUUCUUUAGUCUCUUUCCAUGAAGCUUUAACUGGGGAAAUGUGCAUUACAUUACAUUUGUACAGAAAUAGUGAUAUUCUAUUGUAUUUAUUUAAAAACAACAGGGUGCUUUGAAAUUAAAAAUACACGGACCACCAAAUAUUCCAGUCAAAUGUGGUAUAUUUCAUUGUAUUUAUUUCCUGUAGUGCCUCACAUGUUAAACUCACUGCCAGCCUGAGUUAUGGUGCUUCUGUUCACGCCCUGUCCAAACUCCUUUUGUAGAACCAAAGAAUCUGUGGCCAUAUGUUAUUGUAAUAUCCCUUUAUAGUGUUUUCAACGACUGUACUGUGCUGUUACAUUUUGCUUCCUCUGUAAUGAUUAAAUGGUGACUCUCCAGUUCUGUCACAUUUCCGUGUCGUUGCUACUGUUUGACUGGUGGUUCCUUGGUUUCAGGCUCAGAUUAUUGCGUAACAGGGCUUUAAAUUGCAACACAAGAACAGUUUACAGUUUAAGCUGAAAAUACUCUUCUGAUCUUUGACAUGUCUAUCUGAGACCACAGCGGGGAGGAGAAAGGUUGUGAGAGGGUGGAGACAGCUCUGUUAGCCACCAGUGGAUUAAAAGUGAUUCAUAAGAGUAUUGUUUAUAAGUAUAAUGUGGCUAUGGGGUGAUAUCAUACUAGUUCUGUUUUUUCUAUUUGUCUUUUUUUACUAUAGCAGGGAAACCGGGCGGGAUGGCCUAAACCUAAAAAACGAAACAAAUCUGACCUUGAGGUUCUCCAGAGAGAAUCCCCUCAAAUAUUUGUUUUAUUGUGUUGAAGACAAAUGUUUCAACAUAAGAAAUAUGGUGCUGAAAAGAGAAAAAAGUAUUAUUUUAUAAUGUGUGUAAGUAAUUUUUAAAAGAAGUCUUGUUUCUGUAAUAUAUCAUCUUUUAAAAAGAG
This is a messenger RNA of Trematomus bernacchii (emerald rockcod), 9736 nucleotides long. RefSeq names its product collagen, type XI, alpha 2 (gene col11a2). Gene Ontology annotation, biological process: cartilage development; sensory perception of sound; collagen fibril organization. Lineage: Eukaryota; Metazoa; Chordata; Actinopteri; Perciformes; Nototheniidae. The record is from RefSeq and is a predicted model, not a curated record. Gene Ontology annotation, molecular function: extracellular matrix structural constituent. Gene Ontology annotation, cellular component: collagen trimer.